AUGCCCCAAAACGAAUAUAUUGAACAGCAUAUCAAAAAACAUGGUCGUAGACUGGAUCACGACGAGCGUAAGCGUAAGAGAGAGGCCAGAGAAGCCCACAAGAUCUCCGAAAAGGCCCAGAAGCUUACCGGAUGGAAAGGUAAGCAGUUUGCAAAGAAGCGUUAUGCUGAAAAGGUCUCGAUGCGCAAGAAGAUUAAAGCCCACGAGCAAUCAAAGAUCAAGGGAUCCUCAAAGCCAAUGGAUGACUCCGGUGAAGCUUUGCCUGCUUAUCUAUUGGACAGAGAACAAACGAACACAGCCAAGGCGAUCUCCUCCAGUAUCAAGCAGAAGAGACUGGAGAAGGCAGAUAAGUAUUCUGUGCCAUUACCGAAGGUACGCGGUAUUAGUGAAGAAGAGAUGUUCAAGGUGGUGAAAACCGGAAAAUCAAAAUCGAAGAGCUGGAAGAGAAUGAUAACAAAACAUACUUUCGUCGGUGAAGGGUUUACUCGUAGACCUGUCAAAAUGGAGCGUAUUAUUAGGCCAUCUGCAUUAAGGCAAAAGAAAGCCAAUGUUACUCACCCGGAACUUGGAGUUACGGUAUUUUUACCAAUUCUAGCCGUGAAAAAAAAUCCACAAUCUCCUAUGUAUACACAAUUAGGUGUGCUAACUAAGGGUACUAUCAUAGAAGUCAAUGUUUCAGAGUUAGGAAUGGUUACGGCAGGAGGUAAGGUCGUUUGGGGUAAGUACGCCCAGAUUACCAACGAACCUGAUAGAGAUGGUUGCGUAAACGCAGUGCUACUGGUAUAA
Molecule: messenger RNA, 786 nt
Organism: Eremothecium sinecaudum
Lineage: Eukaryota; Fungi; Ascomycota; Saccharomycetes; Saccharomycetales; Saccharomycetaceae
Gene: NSA2
Product: rRNA-processing protein NSA2
Exons: 1
Coding region: 1-786 (261 amino acids)
Biological process (GO): maturation of 5.8S rRNA; maturation of LSU-rRNA
Cellular component (GO): nucleolus; preribosome, large subunit precursor
Source: RefSeq, a predicted model, not a curated record